This is a messenger RNA of Neurospora crassa OR74A, 1933 nucleotides long. RefSeq lists its product as hypothetical. The transcript has a single exon. The record is from RefSeq and is a predicted model, not a curated record. Lineage: Eukaryota; Fungi; Ascomycota; Sordariomycetes; Sordariales; Sordariaceae. Gene Ontology annotation, biological process: secondary metabolite biosynthetic process. The coding region runs from base 1 to 1650 and encodes 549 amino acids. Gene Ontology annotation, molecular function: acyltransferase activity, transferring groups other than amino-acyl groups.
AUGACCAGUCCUGGCCACAUGAACAUCCACCAUCUCUCGACCUGGGACAAUGUCGCUCCUCGCACAUACACCGGUCGGGUGAUUUGCUUUCCCUUUGAUGACCAUGCUCGCAAGAAUCAGUCCGAGAGUGCCCAAACUCUCUUUGACUGUCUGCGGAGCAAUCUCGAUGUCCUGGGUAAAGAGAGGCCUGACUUUGCCGGGAGACUCCAGCUCGGAGUGAACUUGGCACCCAGUUACAUGGAAGGGAACGUCUAUCUCCUCACGUCCUCCAGCUUUCGCAUCAACCUGAGGCCCAAGUACCCCAAGGAGCUUGAGUCCAUGUACGGACAAGUAACUGCCCAGGACGGUGCCGACACAGUAAAGGCAAAGGGGAUCAAGUUCGAUGGAAAGUUUAUCGACUACGACACCUUGAAGCGUUCCGGGUUCCCUGCGAAACCCUUCAUCAAUGAGGACCUGACCACCGACCUGAUGCUCGGCGCAGGAAAGCCCCCCAUUCCGGUUGUGGAGGUCGAGGUUGUCUUUCUCAACGGCGGUUUCUUCUUCAACCUGCUCAUCCACCACUCCUAUUUUGACGGCAAGGCGUACCACAAGUUUCUAGAAUGCUUCGCCGCCUGUACUCGCGGAGAUAAGCUUCCAAACUAUUCGACCAAUCCCAUGAUCAAGCUGCCCUACGAGCAGGACCAGUCUCUCGCCGAAGAAAAAUUCGAGGACAUCCUCCCCUUGUGUCCCGAGUUCCAGACCUGGCCGGACCACGACCUCAAAGGUCCAACGCAGCCCAUCAUGUCCGAAAUUCUCAACAGCGAGAGACCCAAGUCCUUCAAAAACGACAGCAAGAUCUUUCUCUUCAGCUUUUCCAAGCUCAAGACUCUUAGUGUUGAGCUCGCCCAGCUCAUCCCCGGCACCUCCCCGCCAUCCGCUUACGCCACUCUCUGUGCUCUCCUCUGGGCACACACCCUCGUCGCCCGCCAAGUCUUUCUCAACAACUCUUCCGACCCCAGCGAACGUGCCAUCCACACCCACUUCGCCUCCCACCCUCCCUUUUUCUCUACUCCGGUCGACUGGUCCAGCACACGGCUUCUCCAAAAGUAUCCCUCCCUUUCUUCCAUCACCGCCCAGGCCUACUUUGGCAACACCAUCACCUGGGCCAUCACCACUCUCCCCGACACCUCUUUGCUCUACGACAUUGCUUCAGGAAACAAGACCUCCCUCGCUCGUGUCGCUAGCGCAAUCAGCCUUUCCAUCUCCCGCGUCGACCCCUCCUUUCUUUACACGCGCGAAGCUCUGCUCGACAAAGUCCCUGAUAUGCGCCUGCUCGGUCUUCCGUGGGAUAGCCGCAUGCCGGCCGAGUGGGGGAUGAAUAGCUGGGCGGAUUUCGGUGCCGAUAUCGAGUGGUCGUUGCCUGGUGUUGCGAAAACCCCGGGGGUGGAAAAGGGCUGGACGCUGGCGGAUGCGCAGAGACGGGUGCAGAAGGAGGUGGGAGGGUCGGGAGGGCUGAUAUUGCCGGCUAAGAGAGCAAAGCCGGAAAGUUGGGAGUGUCAGGUUAGUUUGCCGGAGGGGGCGAUGAGGGCGUUGGAGGGGGAUGAGGUUUUUAAAGAGUAUUGGGAGGGCGUGGUUGGUGAUGAGGCGGUGUCAGGCUUAUUAUGCGAGUGAUUGGAAUCUUUGUCGGUUUUUGAGCAGUUUGCGGUGCUGGACCACAUGCAGGGUGGGAAGUAUCAUGGAAAGAGUCAACGGAGGUAUCGGACACUGAUGCAAUGGAAUAUGGAGGGAAAGAAUAUCCGUAUGGGAAUGAAAGGCGCAAUGUCGGAAGGCGUUCAUGGGGAUAUGCCCGGCUAUAUAAGUGCGUUUUGGUGUUCAAAUAGGCGUAUAGGGAUGAAAGUCAUGGAUUAGGCUUAUAGGUUGCGUAGUAUGAGAAUAAAGAAUAACGAUUGUCUAC